AUGGCCGGCGACGACGAUGAGGAUGACUACCUCAACAUGACCUUUGAGGAGCCUCGGCCUGCAAAGGAGACACCUCUGCAACGCACGGUACGUCUGAAGAGAGAAUCGGCUGCUCGUGGUAAAGUCCUCUCCAAGGCAGAGCGGGAGGAGCAGGCAAGGGAAGCACGUGAAAAGGCACUGGCCACGGAAAUCGACAGCUCCAACAAGGGUGCGAUGAUGAUGGCCAAGAUGGGCUUCAAGGGCGGUGCUCUGGGAAAAACCGAGGGCGCUCGAACACAGCCGAUAGCGGUCGUGGUGAAGGAUGAUCGAGGUGGUAUCGGUAUGGAGRGUGAUAAGAAGCGCAAGUUCCGCGAGGCCGCUGAGGAGCUGGAAGGCAAGGAGAAGAAGGUGAAGCUCACUGCCGAAGAAUAUCGAGAACGGAAUCGUCAAGAGGCUGAAGAACGACGACGGGAGGGAUGCAUGUGGUCUGCUAUGAAGGURUUGGAGGGUUUCGAUACAGGUGAGAUCCCGGGAGAGGGCAAAGACGAAGGCGAGAAAGUGGAAGGAAAAGGGAAGAAAGUUGACAGCAAGCACGUGCCUCUGCGGUCGGUGAAUGUGCUCUGGCGACCGCUUCUCAAGCAGCGGCUGGAGAAAGAGCGCGAGCGUCGGAUGCGAUAUGAUCUGGAACAAAGCCGAUCCCGCAGUCGCCAAUACGAUGACCCGGAAGAAGAAAAGGACGAUCACCUUGCUUUUGGUACGGAAGUUGUCGAGGACUUGGAGGAUGAGGACAAGGAGUUGGAGGAGUAUGAGGCGCUGGGCGUUGGGGAGCGGCUUGAGAAGCUGCUCUCGCAUCUUCGAGAAAAGUAUCAGUAUUGCUUUUGGUGCAAGUAUCGAUACCCGGACGAGGCUAUGGAUGGCUGUCCUGGGACGAGCGAGGAUGAGCAUGGUUAG
Molecule: messenger RNA, 930 nt
Organism: Ramularia collo-cygni
Lineage: Eukaryota; Fungi; Ascomycota; Dothideomycetes; Mycosphaerellales; Mycosphaerellaceae
Product: related to G-patch domain protein
Exons: 1
Coding region: 1-930 (309 amino acids)
Cellular component (GO): kinetochore
Molecular function (GO): nucleic acid binding
Source: RefSeq, a predicted model, not a curated record